UUUUCGUCCAUUUUGUCUUUUGCUCGCUCUCUUCUUUUUCAUCCAGAUCUUAAGCAAUGGGUUACCGUGAAGGCACUCGUCACCUUUUCGCGCGAAAGUUCCGCCAACAUGGUGCCGUCCACCUGUCGACCUACCUCAAGACCUACCGAGUGGGCGACAUUGUUGACAUCAAGGGCAACGGUGCUGUCCAGCGCGGCAUGCCUUACAAGUACUACCACGGCAAGACUGGCCGCGUUUUCAACGUGACCCCCCACGCCGUUGGUGUUGUUGUCAACAAGCAGGUCGGCAACCGCAUCAUCAACAAGCGCGUCAACCUCCGCAUUGAGCACGUCAAGCACUCCACUUGCCGUCACGACUUCCUCGACCGCGUCAAGGUCAACGAGGCCAAGCGCCUCGCUGCCAAGAAGGAUGGCGUCCAGGUCUCCCUCAAGCGCCAGCCCCAGCAGCCCCGCGUCGGCCACGUCGUCCGCACCAAGAAGGUCUCCCCCGAGACCCUCUCGCCCCUCCCCUUCGACGAGCUUGCUUAAACAACAAGAAUUUGGUUCUGGAUCCUUUCGUACAGAGUCUCUCAUCUUUGGGUUUUUGCGCGAUUUGCAGUGUCCUUGCUCUUUUGCAGUUGUGCUUGUCCAUCAAUCCAAAGCUUUUGGUUUCAUGA
Molecule: messenger RNA, 655 nt
Organism: Capsaspora owczarzaki ATCC 30864
Lineage: Eukaryota; Filasterea; Ministeriida; Capsasporidae
Product: ribosomal protein L21
Exons: 2
Coding region: 57-527 (156 amino acids)
Biological process (GO): translation
Cellular component (GO): cytosolic large ribosomal subunit; ribosome
Molecular function (GO): structural constituent of ribosome
Source: RefSeq, a predicted model, not a curated record